Messenger RNA from Pomacea canaliculata, 3668 nucleotides. RefSeq lists its product as uncharacterized. The coding region runs from base 537 to 1862 and encodes 441 amino acids. The transcript is spliced from 8 exons. The record is from RefSeq and is a predicted model, not a curated record. Lineage: Eukaryota; Metazoa; Mollusca; Gastropoda; Architaenioglossa; Ampullariidae.
CUACCCAACCGUCACUGCUACCACAGCAGCUGAGGGUUCAGUGGCAUUUCGUGUUCGUAAUUGCAAAUUAAGCGACAAGAGCAAAGCAAGCUGAGGUUGUGAUCGAAGAAAUUUCUGUGCCCGCCAUUUGGACUUACAAUCGUCAUUGCUUUUGUUAUAAAGUGACUGGGUGACUUAAAGGAUUUCAUCUCUCACACUUCAGAUUUUAAAAAGUGACUUUUGGAUCCUUUAACAGAAUUUUUUUAAGUGUUAGAAGUCAUAAAGAUGAAGUGGAGACUGUUUUGGUGUGUGACGUUAUUAACGGCUGCUCUCCUUUUGGAUUCACUGUCGUGGGCAGAAGAUGUUCCUCAACCUGCACCAUCAACGCCGAGCUGCCGUCGCCACAUAACUCCACAGACAGAGCUGUCACAACCAGCAAUGCCACGACAACGAAAGACAGCACAGAUGCUGUCAAGGAUGAGGAUGGCGAUGAGGAUGAAGAUGAUUAUGACGAUGAGGACGAUAAAGACUUGUCUCCAUCCCUCGCCGAUUAUAUUAUGAAUCUGAUGCGAGGAAAAUCAGAUAACUCUUCUAAAGCACAGAACAACUCUUCUGACAAUGCAACUGUCGGGACACACAACAAUGGAGGGAACGAUAGCCAGACGAUUUCUACUCAGCAGCAUUCUCAGGUCUGCUCAGUGCCGGUGGACCUCGAGAACUAUGAGUGUGGAGACGACCCCUGGCUCCUCCGCUACUUCCGGAGCGGCAUGACCGCAGAGGGCAUCGCUGACAUGCUCUUCGACAUGUCCAUCGUCCGCGAACUGCAGCAGAAGUGUCCGCCAGGCCAGUGGUGUCUCGGCGACCAGCUGGCCGCUCUUGCCUUCCGAGCCGACUCCUUCUACAGGGGUGCCUUUGUGUGGGACGAGUUCUGGGACUGUUCUCUGGAAGUCAUCAAGAAGAGGCUAAUGUGCGAUGAUCGACACCUUAGGUUCCUGCUGGACGCCGCCACGCUGCUGGUGGAGUUGAUUGAGUGGCAGUCACUUCCUUCCUACCAGCGCCAGAGGGCGCGACCUUGCUUCGCACAGACUCUGGCCGCCCUGCACGUGACGUACGCCGCCUUCCUGGACAACCGCACGUCGGUACGAGACUCUUCAACAUGUUCUGGAUACAGCUUUGAGAUGACGAACACCUACUUGUGCACCUUCAACGCCUGUAACGCAACCUUCCUGGAGGCAGUUGAUGCCCUGCUGGCAAUCAAAGAGUUUGGAUGGUGGGAGGAGACAGCCGACCGUGUCGAGGAGGUGAAGGCGGGGUGCCCAGGGACGGGAGCGGACUGUGGGCCUGUCAACACUCUCAUCAUGCUGCUAGCGGACGAAGCUUUCAACCCCGAGUCCUGGGACGACGACGACGACGACGACUUCUACGAUGAUGAAGACUAUUAUGAUGACGACGAGUACGAUUACUUCGACUACGAUGACUACUACGAUGACGAGGACUACUACGAUGAAGACUAUGAAGACGACGACGACAACGACGAUGAUGACGACGAUGAAAAAAACGACCGUGGCAAGGUCGAGGGUGACUCUACCAAACCCACCUUUAAUGAAAACCUGGAUGAGAGAUAUAAGACUAACCAUUUUCCAGCAGAAAGUUUUAUCACUUCGGAGGAGUCAGAGGACAUGCAAAGCAGCUCCGACGCCGAGGACAAGUCGUUGAUGACAGCGCUGGCCGUCGCCACCGGGGUGGGAGCGCUGUUCAUGGUGGCCGCUCUCCUCGUCUUCUGGCAGCGUAGGCGUCGCGCGCGGUCUUUCUUCUACUACAGAGACAACUAUGGCAAGAUGUACAAGGACGACGCACACUUGCUGAGCAACUCUGACGAAUGACUAGCAUGGGAAAAGGCGGCCAAAGGUCAUAUACGCCUUUGGUUGAAUCCUGCUGACUGCUCUCUGUUUCCUGACGACGACCACAUCUGCAACAUUGAUGUCUCCGCUAUUGCGAAAGUUCAAUAGACUAUCGUUCCUCUGUCAGGCUGGGAGCUCACACGACCCACCCUCACUCCGACCCUGUGUCACGUGGGUUGCUAAGCUAUGUACACGUCGUGGCCUUCAAAGUGAUUGGUUUUAGUUACUCAUGUAUUUAUGUUAAUGACAGAGGUGGUACUUCUUGCAGUAUUUGUAGAAGCAGUUCAGUUUUCUUUUACUUACAAAACCAGACGACAACUGCUCCUGUCGUGGCAAAAAAAAGUGUAGCACUAAACAGAGACAUUAUUAUUGUAAAUAUUUAACUUGGAAUAUAAAACAUACUUGUUUAGUAAAGUACAAACAUACAUGUACAGAUUUGACCGAUGGUGUGCACGGACAAACGCACACACAGUUUUACUACUUAUUACCUACACUAAAAGUCAUUUACUUUUACAUCGCCCUUAGUAUCGUGCCACUGCGCAUGUCUGUGAUAUAGGUCACAAGACACUAGCGCCAGGCUGUACAAUCCACCUUUUACAAAACUUGCAUCGAAGUUAAGCUAAAUUACAUUCGCAAUACUUCUUGCUGCUCUCGACUGCGAUCGUGUGUAAACGUAGGCGUUGGUGGCGACAUCUGCACGUGUUGUCCGUCCCAGCUGCGCUCGAGAAAAAUGACUGGAAGUUUGAACUCAAGGUGUCAACUAUCCACAGGUCAAGGCCACACGCCGACACACAUGAUGGCCUCUCGAUGCUGGUUUUUAAAAGCAACAUCUUGAAGGAAACCAAGACCCGUCUGAUCGCUGCCAUGCAUGUGACCCCGUGGUUGCUAUGCAGCCUCCUUCAGCCUGCUUGUCCCCCCUGGUCACGGAGUGAUGUCACAGUGACCCCCACCUUUAUUAUGUGUUUUGCUUCUUGUUUUCUUGGGGUUUUUGUUUAAUGUUUGACAGAUUUGUGGCUCACCAUUUUAAACGAUUGAUUAGCUAUCAAGGUCCAGUUAAUUUACUGAUGGAAAUUUGUACAUUUCCUGCCAAAGCUUGGCCACUUGUAUUAAAUGAAGAUUUGUAAAUAAUCUUUAUGCGGGUUGUUAUAGGAUGGUUAGAAGUUUAUAUUUGUAUUUCUUAGGAUUGCUAGAUCCCUUCAGUUUCAUUACGUAGACAGGAGUACGUUUGCCCUGUUUUCUCUCUCUCUCUCUUUCACACACACACACACGCGUACAUACCGGGGAUCCUUCAAAAGAUCCUAUUUUAUCCUCCUUUCCUUUGUAGCUGCGACCUUUUGUUUUACCGUAUUUUAUUUGCAGAUAAGUAUGUCAUAGAAAUUUACUUUUCUUCUUUAAGUGUUCCAAUAUUUUGCAUGACAAAGAUUUUGUUGGCAAAGAAGCUGACCUUUGAAAAGGAUCCAGUAUGGAAUCAUUCUAAAUCUGUUUUCUUCCAUCAGAAAUCAUCGAUAUAACAGGACAAUCCUGAAGCUUACGUUUACUUGUUAAUGUUGUUACAUUAAUGUUGGGGAAAAUUUUUAGUUUCUUUUAAUUUACUUUUAACUAUUUAACAAAGAUCGAUUUACUUUUGCUUUUAAUUUUUAAUUAAAGUUGUAGGACUCUGUAGUGCUAUUUAACAUAAUGGAAACUGAAAGCUGAACUAAGAUAUGACAUAAGAAUGUUAGUCCACUGUAAAUAUCAGUUCUGACUAUUAUAAGGAUAUUUCCGAACCAAAAUAAACUGGUAAAAUAA